UUCGCUUAUAAUUUUACUUAUUUUGUAAUCAUUUUUUUUCCUCACUCCAAAUUAUUCUCCACAUUUAUUUCAAUGCUCUAAUUCUUCCUUUCUUUAACCAAUUAAUAACUGUUUAUCUUCCUUCUUUUCUGGUUUGUAAAUAAUCAUGGGCACAAAAAAUCAAGAUCCAAUAGUACAUUUAGCAUCUGGAGCGGUAUCAGGUUUAGCGUCAUGCGUAUUAUUACAACCAUUUGAUUUAGUGAAAACUCGUAUACAACAACAACGACAACAUCAUAAAAAUGACGGUCGAAAAUCAUUAAAUAGUACAGUUCUUCGAACUGUGAAAGAUAUUAUUGAAAAAGAUAAUAUAAGUGGAUUAUGGAAAGGAACUGUUCCAACAAUAUUAAGAAAUGUUCCUGGAUCAGCAUUAUAUUUUUUCACAUUAUCAGAAAUCCGACAUAUUUUUUCUUUAAGACAUCAAAGAAAUAUUUCACAGAAUUCUACAAAAUCCUCUUUACCAGUAUUAUCAAAUAGAGAUAAUUUAAUUUCUGGUAUGGUUGCUAGAGGUUCUAUUGGAUUUAUUACGAUGCCAAUUACGAUUAUUAAAGUUAGGUAUGAGAGUAAUCUUUAUAAUUAUAAAAGUAUAUGGGGAGCUUUUACAUCUAUUUUAAGACACGAGGGAAUAAAAGGAUUAUUUUAUGGGUAUGGUGCUACCGUUAUCAGAGAUGCACCUUAUGCAGGAUUAUACUUACUAUUUUAUGAACGAUGGAAAUUAUUAAUGAGUGCUAAUUCAUUCACAAUAGCUUCACCAAUCAUACAUAUGACUUCUGCUAUUAUAGCAGGUCUUUCGGCUACUACUAUUACACAUCCUUUUGAUAUGCUUAAAACAAGAGUGCAAUUAAAACCUCAAAAUUAUCCUAAUAUUUGGAUAGGAGCUUUAAAAAUAUUUAAGGAAGAAGGAUUCCUUAGAUUUUUUGAUGGUUUAUCACUUAGAUUAGGUAGAAAAACUACACAAGCUGCUAUCAAUUGGACUAUAUAUGAAGCAUUAGUUACUUGGUUUCAACAAAGGAGAAAGGAGAUUAGAUAAUAUAGAUUAUUAAAAUGUAAACAAAAAAAUUUUAAUUGAGAAAUAA
Molecule: messenger RNA, 1112 nt
Organism: Rhizophagus irregularis DAOM 181602=DAOM 197198
Lineage: Eukaryota; Fungi; Glomeromycota; Glomeromycetes; Glomerales; Glomeraceae
Biological process (GO): glycine import into mitochondrion
Cellular component (GO): mitochondrial inner membrane; mitochondrion
Molecular function (GO): glycine transmembrane transporter activity
Source: RefSeq, a predicted model, not a curated record